AAGGUGGAGUCAUGUAACACAAACUCCUGUAACCGAUCUGAAGAGGCGGAGGACGGACGACAACUUCUUCAAUUAUUCACAAGCACAGUAAAAUAGCUUUACACAUCUAUCCAGCGGGGGGAUUUUCUUGUGACUAAGCUUUGUUAGAAGGUUUAGUUGUCGUUUUUUUUUUUUUUUAAAUCAGUGGUUAUAAUAGUUUCUUGUGAGAUGGCUGCCACGAACUGUUGCUGUUAGAUGGAGAUUUGAGGAACGGAGGUUGCGGACUGGAUCACGGAUUUGACGGCCGCGUAUCCGCUUUAAAAAAAAAACAAUCGGACAUUAAGAAAACAUGGACUCCUUCAGCACAAAGAACCUGGCCCUGCAGGCCCAGAAGAAGCUCAUGAGCAAGAUGGCUACCAAGACAGUAGCUAACCUGUUCAUCGAUGACACGAGCAGUGAGGUGCUGGAUGAGUUGUACCGUGUUACCAAGGAGUACACACGCAACCGCAAGGAAGCACAGAAGAUAAUCAAGAACCUCAUUAAGAUUGUGGUCAAAUUGGGCGUGCUGUACCGUAAUGGGCAGUUCAGCAGCGAGGAGCUUCUGCUUGUCGACCGCUUCCGCAAAAAGGUGCACACGCUGGCCAUGACUGCAGUCAGCUUCCACCAGAUCGACUUUACCUUUGACCGACGUGUCAUGAGCAGCCUCCUGAACGACUGCCGUGAGCUGCUGCACCAGGCCAUCAACAGGCACCUCACAGCCAAAUCGCAUGCCCGUGUCAACCAUGUCUUCAACCACUUCUCCGACUGCGACUUCCUGGCAGCUCUCUACAGUCCCUCUGAGGUGUACCGCGGCCACUUGCAGAGGAUCUGUGAUGGUGUGAAUAAAAUGCUGGACGAAGGCAACCUUUGACCCCUUGUUUUUGUCUCUGAGCUCUUGUUAUUUUGUUGGGUUUUUAUUGUAUGUGAAUAUUUUCACAUUUAUAUUUUUGUGUUUUUUGUUAUGCCACACCCAGCCUCAACUUCAUCAACGCUCUUUCUGACUCAUUCUUUUAUGUGGGCAGAACAGCUGCAUGUUUUCCACAACAAUACAACACACUUGGUUAAAGCCAUUAAAAGAAGAGCGCAACCCAGACUUUAAAAACUCACUUAUAUCUGGAAGGAUUAAUCAGGAGUGCUGGUUGAGAUUUAAUAUUGAAGUAGUACAUUGGACAUGUUUUUCUGAAGUUGCUUUCUUCUUGACGAGAAGAUCAGUUUUAUAAUGUGCAAUUUCAUGCACUAUGAUAAUUAAGCCGAAGGAGAUUUUACAGUUUUUCCUCUAGCAUUAGAUUGAGGUUUACGUUGUAUGCUUUCAUAUGCUGGCUAGAAAAAUAAUGCGUCAGCUCCAAUUGUCCUCAAAAGUCCAAUGUAAGCAAUCUCUCAAUGCAAAUGUUUUUAGCCUUUUCACGUUUUAAUACCCGUGCGAGUCAUGUGAGAAUGCAGGAAUAGAAUUGAGCUUUAUGUGGUCACCAAACCGGUUUAGUGAAGUCUGAAAUGGUCAUGUAUCAGCAAGUCAUGGUCAUUUUUUUUGUUCGAUUUUUUUUUUUUUUUUUUAUGGUGGAUGACCUUUUCACCCUGAUGCAGUUCCUCUGUGGGAAUGAAGGCAAAAUGAGCAUGUUUUCCUGUACUACUAUUUCAUAACUUUUGUUUUUAUAUUUUUAUUACUGAGCCCUUUUGUUAUACUUUUUGUGUGUGUAUGUGGCUGUCACUACAGUCACCUCCAUGGCUCUGAUUAAUACACAGUAAAAAU
This is a messenger RNA of Hemibagrus wyckioides, 1765 nucleotides long. It is a transcript of the gene tnfaip8l1, whose product is annotated as tumor necrosis factor, alpha-induced protein 8-like 1. NCBI's taxonomy places the organism in Eukaryota, Metazoa, Chordata, Actinopteri, Siluriformes, Bagridae. Gene Ontology annotation, cellular component: cytoplasm. Gene Ontology annotation, biological process: regulation of apoptotic process. The record is from RefSeq and is a predicted model, not a curated record. The transcript is spliced from 2 exons. The coding region runs from base 329 to 889 and encodes 186 amino acids.